Molecule: messenger RNA, 414 nt
Organism: Prorocentrum cordatum
Lineage: Eukaryota; Dinophyceae; Prorocentrales; Prorocentraceae
Source: the annotation of a GenBank genome assembly
AUGGCUGCUGCAGCUCGCGGUCUUGACAGGGCAGAACUCCGACAGAAGAAGAAGGGGGGUCUUGACAGCCUGCCGCUGUGCCUUGCAGGUCUCGUCUUGUCAGUCGUCUUCCUGUCGACGGCGCAGAUGAUGUUCUACCUGAGAGCCGAUACCACCCACGCGCUGCACUUUGUGGCCGGGGAGAGCGGUGUCCCAGGUCUCGUCUGGAACGGCUCGCACCACGUCCAGACGAAGGCACACUCGGUGGAGUUCGGCGCCGCCCCCGCGCUGCGCGGCCGCUCCCGGGCGGCCCUGGCCGGGGCCUCGGCACCCCACGGCGAGGCCUCGCAGGGCGGGCGCAGGCAGUGCCACCUGGGCGGCCCCUUCGGCGGCUUCAUCCCGGGGUGCUCCAAGGUCGUCGAGCGCAGAAAUUGA